CAGUGCUGCGCCGACAUAUACACGCGUUGUACACACAUCGGCCGGACGAAGUAUUGUUUAUAAGUACUAUAGAAUAAUUAUUAUAAUAUUAUGUACAAUCAAUGGUAAAAUACAAUAACGUUAUACUACAACAACGGCCGAUGACCAUAGACGACGACGAAAACGAUAACGUAUUGUACGUCUCACAUGCAUAGUAUUAUAAGCGAUUUUCUUUCCGGGACACCGCGCCAAAAGCUCUGCCGUGUCGACUUUUCGCGCGCGUCAUUCGCACGACAACGACGUCACACACCACUGCCGCCAUAACACCUGCAGUUGGCUACAGGUUGACCCGCGACGGCGGUGCACCUCGAUCACACGUUAUUAUUAUUAAAAAAUUUAAAACCGGAACGACGUGACUGUCGAAAUCCAUGACCGCAAUGUGAUAUAUUAUACUUGCACCUAUACCUAUACAUCCUCUACUACAAUGCCGUCCGUUACAAAAUAUAUUCGCGCGUAAAUCGCAGUACAUGCCGCUUUCCGGCUUCCGCUGAACAAGACAAACUAUAACAGUUUCUUAAUAAUCGUAUGCUUACAAAUUUUCCAUUGUCUAUAUUGUCAACUUUCGCCGCCCGCAAACGACGACCUAAUAUACUGGUGCUAUUACCUACCGCAAUCGUUGCUUGUUUGCGACCGUUGAGUCUGUGUGCUUCUGAUUCUUUCGCUCGCGUAUGCUGUUCCGCUUGUUAUGUGAACUCGAGUACCUACCUGAUCAGCACGUCGGCUAUCAAGAGCUACACAGAAUCCAAAUAUUGAUAAAGUUAUUAUUUUACGUGGACGGAAAUCAGUUUGUCGCGUUUAGAGUCUGCGACUUAAAGGAUAUAAGAAUGCGUUUCCGCGAUCACGGAUUCGCACUGAUUGCUUCAGAUGCACGCGUUGUCGUCGACGAAGAGUCGGCAAACAAGAUGAUGUCAACGAUGGUUGUUCGCAAACUGUUUUUAGGGAAACGGGAGAAACAACAGCAGUCCAUUAAGAGCGAGAAGGUUACCGAAGACAAUGCCAAUAUAAAAAUGGAUUCUGGAUUUUUGUCUGGUGCUAAUUUGUCUUGUGAUAUGUUAUCCAAAGAGAAUAUUGAAUUUGAACUAAAAAACGAAGAGCUCAAUUCCAAACAACAAAAGGAUACUCCAAAAAUUGUUGUGGACAGUGGCUUGGAUAUCUGCGAAUCAGGCUGUUUGAGUGAAUUCGAUGUUGACCAGAAAGACACUUGCAAACCCUAUUCCAAAACUGAAAAGAAUUGGCAGUUUUAUUUUCAACAGAAUGAAGAUGGUGACACGCAACUUCAUCUUGCUAUUCUCCAUGGAUAUAUCCAAGUUUCAAAACGGUUAAUUGAUAUUUGUCCAGAUUCCAAACUUUUAGAUAUACGAAAUGAUGAUGGCCAAAGUGCUCUCCAUUUGGCUGUCAUCACAAACCAAUGUGAAAUUGUAAAAUACCUAAUGAUGGCUAAUGCCAAUGCAGAAAUAUUAGAUUGUAAUGGAAAUACAGCAGUUCAUUUGGCAUGUUAUGAUGGAAAACUAGAUUGCUUGAGAAUAUUAGCUAGUUAUGUAUUACUACCAAAAAUAUUCGAUACUAUUAAUUAUGAUGGUUUGGCGUGUAUUCAUAUUGCAACAAUUGCUAACCAUCCAAAUUUACUUAGAUUUAUUGUUAAUAGUUCAAAAAAUGUGAAUAUCACAGAUUAUAAAAGCGGAUAUACGGCAUUACACUUUGCUGUAGCUCUAAAUAGAGCUAAUCUAAUUGAAUGUUUAUUAGAUAAAGUCGAUCCAAACAUUGAGAGUUAUGCUGGAAAAUUAGCAUUUGAAAUUGAAGGUGAUUAUGAUGAAGAUGAAGAAGAUGAUGAAAUUUCUGACGAUCUUGUGAAAUCGAUGAAUGUACUUCAGUUACCUAAUAACAGUUCAAUCAAGUGUUGAAGAAUUUAUAUAUCAAUGUUGUUUUAAUUUUUCCUAUAUUAGCAUUCAGUCUAAAACCACCUGAUUAUAAUUUCAUUAUCAUUUUUAAAAUCUAGAUAUAUUUAAAUUAGUACAUAAAUAGUUAAAUGUGUAUUUUUUAAUUUUUAAAUUAUUAUUGAUUUCCCCUCCCCCUGUUUUUAUGUAAUAAUAUUAUUGGAAUGUAUUUGAUAUGCACGUUAACUUUUUUUUAUUAUUGGAAAUGUCCAAUGAAUGUUAUGUGAAUGGAAUAUUUUUGUAAUUGACUUGGU
Rhopalosiphum maidis (corn leaf aphid) is the source of this 2227-nucleotide messenger RNA. Its product is annotated as NF-kappa-B inhibitor alpha-like. The record is from RefSeq and is a predicted model, not a curated record. Gene Ontology annotation, molecular function: protein binding. The transcript has 7 exons. Bases 708 to 1940 code for a protein of 410 amino acids. Lineage: Eukaryota; Metazoa; Arthropoda; Insecta; Hemiptera; Aphididae.